UUUGCUGACGCAGGUCAUAUACUAGUACAAUGCUGGCGUUGGAAUACUAGGGAGUCUAGGAUCAUUUUUUAAGUUUCAUAUUGACUAAAAAUAAACGUAUAAUAAUACAAUUGUGUUAGGACAAAAUUAGGAUUCCUAAAAUACAAAAAUAUGAAGAAGAAAGCCAGUAAAUGUCCCAUAAAGGCUUUGUGCUAUCUACUUAUCUAGCCUUGCACACCACACUGACCCAUCAAGCAUAUCAGCUUCGGUGAAGAUAUAGACAUAUUGCAGACCUCUUAAACAUAAGCAACCCUUUAUUCCUUGAUCAAAUUUCGGAUCAAAGUCAACAAACCUUAAACCAUAACUCAAAACAAUUGUUCAACACUGUUCCCAGCAACUGGAGCUGACCUAGUCAGCCUAUUUUCUUCUGUAGCUUGCUUUCUUCGUCAAGUUAUCUACCUAAAAGCAUUUGACAUUCAUACAUGGUGGGGGCAUGGUGAGAUAGAUUAGGUUAUGUAUAAAUAUUCUGGCAAGGAAAAUCGCUUUCAAGAGUAUAAGAUAAUAUAUGGUUAACUGUCAAUGACUGAUUCAAUGGCUUACCACCUCAUCCUUCUGAAAGUCUCUCUAGAGGAAGUUAGCAGUACAAGUUUGGAUGCGCAUCUCAGCUUUGCUAGCUCGUUGCAAACAGCUGCUUCAGUUGGAUGUCGCUAAACACAGGAACGACUGCAAUCACUAGUCUUGCUGACUCCUUGCUGGGAUCAAUUUCGGAGAUAAUAGAAUCAACACUAUGCAGCGAAUUAGAACAGGAGAUUUUUGCUGAAUUUGGAUGCUACCUUUACCGCUCUUCUCCGGCCAUAAUGGAGCUUCAGACAACUGAGAAUACCCCACCAAAUGCAAUGAACAUUCUACAGUCCCUAUCCGAAAGCAUUGAUUUAGCCAAGGAUCUCGUGAAGGAUUGCCAGACGUUUUCUGAUUCUAAAGUGAAGAAUGUAAUAGCACAGCUGGAGAUGGUAAUUAAACAGAUGGGAGAAUCCUUAAGUUUGAUACCCUCAUCAACAUUUAGGGGCCAAGAAUAUGCAGAGGUCGCAGUAAAGUCUCUUUCAAGUGAGAUGCAGAAUGCUCACUUUGAAGUCAGCCAAACUAAAGCGUCACAGACUAAGGAGCUCCUAUCACACAUGUUGCCCGCUAAGGAUGAAACAAAUAUAGAAGCAGCCGCAACAGAAUCAGAUCUUUACUCGGUCAAUGUUGAAGUUUCCAUGGAAAUUCCUCAGACCUCAAAUAAGCGCCUAAUUGAUUUUCUUAAGAGCGCAAGUUCCAGCAGCCAAAGAAGCCAUAAUAACACAAGUGGAACCGUCUGGUCAUUGCCACAGGUGGCUCAGUACAUUGAGCCUCUGUAUGCGUCAUUCUACUGUCCAUUGACGAAGCAGAUUAUGGAUGAUCCUGUCACAGUAGAAAGUGGAGUAACAUAUGAAAGGAAAGCAAUUACUGAGUGGUUUAAAGAGUUUGAAAGGUUAGACGAAACUCUUUGCCCAAUCACAGGGCAGAAGCUGUUGAGUAGAGCCUUAAGCACCAAUAGAGCUCUAAAGACCACAAUAGAGGAAUGGAAAGAGAGGAAUGAAACAGCAAGGAUCAAGGUUGCCCGUGCAGCAUUGUCAUUAGCUAGUUCAGAGACUAUGGUGCUUGAAGCAAUUAAAGAUCUACAGGGAAUCUGCCAAAGGAAACCAUACAACAAGAUACAAAUACGCAAUAUUGGAAUGUUUCCGUCCCUCGUUAACCUUCUGGAGCAUAAAGCUAGAGGCGUUAGAUGUGCAACGCUGGAGCUAUUACGACUUUUGACACAAGAAGAUGAUGAUGGAAAGGAAAUUCUUGUCAAGGCAAUGGAUAUAUCAACAAUAAUCAAGUUGCUAUCGAGUAGCCAUCAGGCUAUAAGGCAUGCAUCAUUGCUACUCUUGCUUGAGCUUUCCAGAUCCCAAAAUUUGUGUGACAUAAUUGGCUCAGUUGCGGGGAUGAUUCUGAUGCUGAUCACAAUGAAAUACAAUCAGCGGGCCAAGGAUGACUUCGCUUCAACAAAAGCACAUGAAAUCUUACAGAACCUGGAGAAAUGCACAGAUAACAUCAAGCACAUGGCAGAGAAUGGUCUCUUGGAACCCCUGUUAAAUCAUCUUGCAGAAGGUAGUGAGGAGAUGCAGAUCGAAAUGGCAAGCUUCCUUGGGGAAAUUGUGCUUGGACAUGAGAGCAAAACCUUUGUGGCUGAAAGGGCUUCCUCAGCACUUGUCAAGAUGAUACAUGGUGGGAACUCUUUGUCAAGAAAAGCAGCAUUUAAAGCUCUGAAUCAAAUUUCAGCUUACCACCCAAAUGGAAAGGUACUAUUAGAAGCUGGAAUUGUACAAGCAAUGGCCGAGGAGCUGUUCACUCGGAGAAUUUAUAAUGAACCAAUGAAUUCAAAAAAUGAAUCUGCUGCAAUACUUGCAAAUAUAAUCGAGUCCGGAGUUGAGCUAGAGAACAUCCAAGUACGUGAUCGCGGCCACAAAUUGAAUUCGGACUAUGUUGUGUACAAUAUUGUGUGCAUGGUAAGGAACUCGACACCAGAUGACCUUAAUAUCAACCUGAUACGAAUUCUUCUAGGCCUGACAAAUUCCCCCAGAUCAUUGAAUGCUGUUGUUUCAAUGGUAAAAGAGACUGAAGUUAGCUACACCCUCAUCGAACUCAUCAAUAAUCCAUAUGAAGCACUCGGGGCUGCAUCAAUGAAGCUACUCAUUGCGCUAGCACCUUACAUGGGUCACAAAUUAGUUGAGAAAUUAUGCAAAACCAGUGGCCAACCUGAGAGCCUAAUAAAGAGCCCCCCUGAAAUAAGCAGAAUAACAGAGAAGCAGGCACUUUCAGCAAAGUUUUUGGCAAAACUUCCUCACCAGAAUCUUACACUUAAUUUAGCACUUCUCUGCAAGAACACAGUCCCAAUAGUCCUGCAAGCAAUCAACCAAAUUCAAAGAAGUGGAACAAGAAUAUGCAGGUAUGCAGGCAUCUACUUAGAAGCUCUCGUGGGGAUUCUAGUAAGAUUCACAACCACACUUUAUGAACCCCAAAUGUUGUUUCUAGCAAGAAACUACAACUUCACAUUGGUUUUCACAGAGUUACUGACAAAAACUUCGAGUAAUGAAGUCCAGAAGUUGUCAGCAAUUGGGUUGGAGAAUCUGUCCUUAGAAUCCAUAAACCUAUCAAAAGCACCACCAGUUAAAAGGAAAAAGUUCAUGAAAGUUUUUCACUUGCCCAGAUCUCUAUCCCUUGGUUCAUCAAAGGGAAGAAAGGUAGAAAUGUGUCCGGUUCAUAGAGGGGCUUGCUCUUCACAAAAUACUUUCUGCUUGGUUGAUGCAAAGGCAGUUGAGAGGCUGUUGGCUUGUUUGGAGCAUGAGAAUUCAGGGGUUGUGGAAGCUGCACUGAAUGCUAUAUGUACUUUGUUGGAUGACAAAGUUGAUUUAGACAAGAGCAUAACCAUGUUGAGUAGAGAGAAUGCUAUACAACAUGUGCUGAAUGUGGUCAAGGAGCACAGGGAAGAGGGCCUGCGGCAGAAGUCCUUUUGGGUGAUAGAGAGAUUCUUGAUGAAAGGGGGAGAUAAGUCAGCUUCAGAUAUAUCACAAAAUAGGAUGUUUUCUGCUGAAUUGGUCACUUCAUUUCAUCAUGGGAAUGAUACAACAAGGCAGAUGGCUGAGAAAAUCUUGACACGCCUGAACAUGAUGCCCAAUUACUCUACUACCUACUAUACUUUGUAAAAUACUGUUUACAUAUAUCUGCAACUGUCCAAGUGUUAACCAUAUAUCUCUCUCCCUCCUUGUAAUGCAGCAGAAUAGUAACAACUUUAUUAAAACGUAUUGUGAGCGGGUGUGUGUGUUUGUAUCAUGCCAAUUUUAUUUUGUAUGAUAGCAAAAUGAUAGGAGUCACAGUCCUCCAGCGGUUCUGAAGCUGUAACAGAAGAAUUGAAUAAUUUGUAUUGUAUAUUCAUGU
Molecule: messenger RNA, 3978 nt
Organism: Tripterygium wilfordii
Lineage: Eukaryota; Viridiplantae; Streptophyta; Magnoliopsida; Celastrales; Celastraceae
Product: putative U-box domain-containing protein 42
Exons: 4
Coding region: 681-3746 (1021 amino acids)
Biological process (GO): protein ubiquitination
Molecular function (GO): protein binding; ubiquitin-protein transferase activity
Source: RefSeq, a predicted model, not a curated record